Messenger RNA from Synchiropus splendidus (mandarinfish), 4493 nucleotides. RefSeq names its product pre-B-cell leukemia transcription factor 1-like. The record is from RefSeq and is a predicted model, not a curated record. Gene Ontology annotation, biological process: embryonic organ development; brain development; eye development. Gene Ontology annotation, cellular component: nucleus. Lineage: Eukaryota; Metazoa; Chordata; Actinopteri; Syngnathiformes; Callionymidae. Gene Ontology annotation, molecular function: RNA polymerase II cis-regulatory region sequence-specific DNA binding; DNA-binding transcription factor activity, RNA polymerase II-specific. Bases 563 to 1852 code for a protein of 429 amino acids. The transcript has 9 exons.
CUCCUGAUGUGUUGGAUAUCUGCGUGUUGAUGCCCAGCCUCGGUGCCUCCAGCACCAGAGAGGGAGCAGCAUCUCCUGCUCUUCCAGGCUCGCUUCAUGAGAGACACCUCCAGGUGGGGCUAACUGGUCUCCCUAUGGUGUGGGAGAGGCGGAGUCUGACUCUCACGCUGCUGCUGCUGUGCUGUCGACUCUUUACUGUACAUGACAAAAGCAGGAGGAUGGAGUGAGUGGAAUCAUCACUCACCUCUUAUUUCGCUCAUCAUUUUUAUGCGCAUUUUUCUCCGGACUGGCUUGGUUUUUUUUUUUGGAGUAUUGCAAGUGAAAGUGGGCAGCUCUUCUUCACUCCAGCGACACAGCUCAAAUUUCGGCACCGACCACAGACACCCAGAGCCAGGAGCGUCUCCUUCUGCUUCCCCACCUCCGUAAAAAGAAAUUCAAGCUUGGAGCUGAGAGACAGCUGCGGGAUCCCACAGUCCGCCUUCUCUCCGUGUCUUUUAUGCAUUUUUGCAGGAGCUCGGCAGCAGCAGCGGCGCCACACUCAAGUAGAUAGAGGCGGGAAGAGAUGGACGAGCAGCCGAGGUUGAUGCACGCUCACACGGGGGUGAGCAUGGCGGGACACCCCGGUCUGUCGCAGCACAUGACGGAGGGCAACGGAGCCACCGACGCUGACGGCAGGAAACAGGACAUUGGGGACAUUUUACAGCAAAUUAUGACCAUUACUGACCAAAGUCUGGACGAAGCGCAAGCCAGAAAACACGCUUUGAACUGUCACAGAAUGAAGCCAGCGCUUUUUAACGUCCUGUGUGAAAUCAAAGAAAAAACUGUUCUGAGCAUCCGCGGCGCACAGGAAGAGGAGCCCCCGGAUCCUCAGCUCAUGAGGUUGGACAACAUGCUGCUGGCGGAGGGCGUGUCCGGUCCUGAGAAAGGUGGCGGCUCGGCGGCGGCGGCUGCAGCUGCGGCAGCAUCAGGAGGAGUCGGCGUGGACAACUCUGCCGAGCACUCGGACUACAGAGCCAAGCUGUCGCAGAUCAGACAGAUCUACCACACCGAGCUGGAGAAGUAUGAGCAGGCGUGUAACGAGUUCACAACCCACGUGAUGAACCUGCUACGGGAGCAGUCGCGCACACGGCCCAUCUCACCCAAAGAGAUCGAACGUAUGGUCAACAUCAUCCACCGCAAGUUCAGCUCCAUCCAGAUGCAGCUGAAGCAGAGCACCUGUGAGGCCGUCAUGAUCCUGCGCUCGCGUUUCCUCGAUGCCAGACGAAAAAGGCGAAACUUCAACAAACAAGCGACAGAGAUCCUGAACGAGUACUUCUACUCGCACCUCAGUAAUCCGUACCCCAGCGAGGAGGCCAAAGAGGAGCUGGCAAAGAAGUGUGCCAUCACAGUGGCCCAGGUUUCCAACUGGUUUGGGAAUAAGAGAAUCAGAUACAAGAAAAACAUUGGUAAGUUCCAAGAAGAAGCCAACAUGUACGCUGCGAGAACUGCCGUCAAUGCGGCUAAUGCAUCCUCACAUGGGAGCCAAGCAAAUUCACCCUCAACUCCAAACUCUGCAGGUUCUGCUGGCUCUUUUAGCAUGUCAAACUCCGGCGACUUGUUCAUGAGCGUGCAGUCUCUCAAUGGAGACUCAUACCAGGGGGCUCAGGUGGGAGCCAACGUGCAGUCACAGGUGGAUACCCUUCGCCAUGUUAUCAGUCAGACAGGCGGAUACAGUGAAGCUCUCACAGCCAACCAGAUGUACAGUCCGCAGGGCAUCAACGCGAACGGCGGCUGGCAGGAUGCCCCCACCCCCUCCUCAGUGACUUCGCCCACAGAAGGACCCGGGAGCGUUCACUCCGACACGUCCAACUGAUCUCCUGCCGCUGCAUCCUUCCAUCUCCACCGGGACUUAUUGUGACGAACUGUACAGUUAUGGAGUCACAGCCGAACACUGUGGUCCAGGAUGACGCCAUCACCACGGACUACAAGUUACCCUGGACCACCGCUGGGGGGAGGGGGGAAGAUCGGAACCACCUUUGUACAGUUUCAUUUCCAUGAUGCCUCUUUGUAUUUCUUUUCCAUCAUUGCGAGCAGCGCACCGCCCCGUCAGUGUCACACACUACCUCGAUUGGAGACGACAACAGAGCAGAUCAGUCUGCGUAUCAUUCAUUCACUCUUUACUUGUUCACUUGUUUAAGGAUCUGAUCCCAAGUCCCGUAAUGCACCGCAACUGUUGAUGCAGUGCAAUUGUUAAAUGAAAAUAUAGCAAAGCUCUCAUUCUCUCAAAGCUUUCAGUUGAUCUACAAAGUAGCAUCGCUGCUGCGGCUCAUAGAGAAAUGUUAGUGAAGGAGGCUCUUGUCAGGUUGCCUGCGAUGACUAACUGGGAGGAUACACAGGAGGGCUGUGACCUGGGAAAACUUGUGUGCUUCCCCCAGGAGAGCCGGAGGAGGUUUCUGUGUCGAUGAAAGUCUGGACCUCUUCACUUAGGGAGUAUCAGAAAUGAAUGUUUAUCCAGUGUGACCUGAGCAUUUUUGUUCAGUCUGGCAACCUUUGAAAAGUUAAAACAUCUCUGAGUCAGGUUCACGUUUGAGUCAAAAUUUCAGUUUGGUUGUAACAUAAAAAUAUAGACCCUCAGCUCCUUUGAAGUCAAGAUUUUGAUCCCCUCCAAACCUGGAAGACUGCUGACUGGCUACAUUUUUGUUUUUCUGGUAAGCAUAAACUUGGAAGACUGGAUUAUAACAUUUAAAUAGCAUUUUUAUCAUGAUGAUAGAUACAAUCUUUACAUUGAAAUUAAAACACCCCCUGCAUAUUGAAAACAUACAUAAUUUUGAAUCCUUUUUUUCUUUCUUGGUUCCGGUAUUUUCAGCUCAUUUAAUUCAAAGAUCCAUGGAGCUAAAUGAAUGAUACACAGACUCAUAAUCAACUUUUCAAAUUGUCAAAUUUUUCUUUUACUUUUCUAAACUCACUCCUCCCUGUCUCUGUCAUGUAAAGACCUUUUUAUGUUACUGUGCUCAAAGAGUUUGUCCAUUGACCUCUAGUGCCAAAGUUCAACCCGUGGGGUGAAUUUUGAUUACAGACAUCCCAUCUUUUUAUUUAUACACCGCAUUAUCAUGCUAGUCUAGUUAGUUAUAACCAAAAUCAUUUGUAUAGUUUGUGCUAAGUGACAUAUCAGGUGUUUUAUACUUCAUUUACAGAGUGCUACGUCCAAUAAUGCAGAUGAAGCGCUGAAUUCUCGUUUCACUUGAGGUCUUAAUUCAGUUCCAAAACCCCAAAAUCCAUGAGCAGCUGUCAACAAAAUGUAUUAAAGCACAAUUGCGACUGAAGCAAAUAUCUGAAAUAAACACCGGUGUCUAAAACAAAAAGAUAGAAGUCAGCUGUUUCAGAACACUCUGGCGCAUGCACCCUGAGCACAGACGUCUGCAUCACUUCCUGUCGCAUCAUCCUCACUCGUAUCUGGGUUUUUAGCACAAGUAGUGAGACUUUUUUAUUUUUCAACAUAGCUUACAUCCCACUUUUGAUUUGGGAGUCAUUCGUCGCCAAAUCCAAAAUGUGAACUCUAGAAUUGUGACUUUUCUUGUAUGUACAGUGUGGUCUGUGGUUUCAAUAGCCCUCAUGAGAUGCCAAUAUUUACACACUUUGAUACCAAAAACGACGGUAGAGUUUGGAUCCUCCACUUUGGGAUCAGCUUUAUCUCCUUCUUGUAGUUUAUCUUCAGCGCUGGUGAGUGCAACUGCUCUGGCGCUCGACACUCAAGACCAAAAAAAACAGUCAGACACAGUCUACGCAGAGUCAAGCGAUAAACCCUGACGCACACAGAUGAUGUUUGGAUAUAUUUUUGCCUCCUUUUUCUCAUUUGAUAUGAUUUCGCUUUGGUACUUUUCAGUAUAUUUGAAUUAGAAUGCUCUAUAUACAGUAUGUAGAUACACACCUUCACUCUUGCUUUGUUUCAUCCAGUUCGGCUCUUGGCCGUUUAAAAAAAAACGACUCGCCAUCAAAUCCCUUUUUUUGUACGCUCAUGUUUAAACGUUGACUUUCCAGGCAAAGGGGAAACGUCAACCUGAAUACAGAAGCAGUCGGUGCUUGAAACCUUUUGUAAACAGCGCCACCAUCUGGAGUGUCGGGAGCUUCAUCCACUCUCGUGGACCGACAGGAGAGUCAAAGACAAACGUUACUUUUCACAUCCAAAUAUUCCGGAAGCUUCAUGUGAUGAUGCUUUUAGAGAAGAAAAUGAAGUAAAACAUGAGAUGUUUUCUUUGUUGCAUGUCUUUUCUGUUCUUCAAUAAAAUAAUGUACUGCAGUGUUUUGAAUGUUUUAAUAAGAUUUCUGAGUAAAACACCUUUUUUUUCUCAGCAGGUUUUAACUGUUUGAAGUUUUAAAAAAGAAAGGACAUUGAUGGUAGAACUCAUGUCUUUUUGAAUUCAACACUUGUUUUCUAUGGAGACGGAUCACAAUGAGUCUCAGAUUCAUGGUCUUCAUUUCUACUGGCAAUGGUGUCCCAAAUAAAUCCUUCUUUU